Messenger RNA from Rattus norvegicus (Norway rat), 445 nucleotides. It is a transcript of the gene Cst11, whose product is annotated as cystatin 11. Gene Ontology annotation, molecular function: protease binding; peptidase inhibitor activity; cysteine-type endopeptidase inhibitor activity. NCBI's taxonomy places the organism in Eukaryota, Metazoa, Chordata, Mammalia, Rodentia, Muridae. The coding region runs from base 14 to 433 and encodes 139 amino acids. Gene Ontology annotation, cellular component: extracellular region. Gene Ontology annotation, biological process: defense response to Gram-negative bacterium; response to axon injury; salivary gland development. The transcript is spliced from 3 exons. The record is from RefSeq and is marked provisional.
AUCCAGCUGAAAGAUGAUGGCCAGAUUGUGGAAGACAACAUGGUUCCUGUUGGCCAUUCUGGUGGCGCUGGUGGCCUUCAGCUACCAAGUAAAGAGGAAAACAUUUAUACGGGUUGAAGAAGUAAACGCAUUGGAGUCAUCUGUGAAGGAAACAUUGGAAUAUGUUACAGAAGAAUACAACAAGAAAAGUGAAGACUUGUACAACUUCAGGAUCCUUCGAAUCUUGAAGAUUGAGAAGCAGAUGACGAAUCACAUGGAGUUUCACAUCACGGUGGAAAUGCAGCGGACCACCUGCCUGAAGACAGAGAAGAACCUCUGUAAUGUCCAAGAAGGGGAACUUCACAAGCAAAUCCAGUGCUACUUCUCAGUGUAUGUCAUUCCCUGGCUUGAAGUAUUCAAAAUGCUCAAGAAGAACUGUACCAAUAGCAGCUGAGUGUCCUGGAGC